Liolophura sinensis is the source of this 5740-nucleotide messenger RNA. RefSeq lists its product as uncharacterized. NCBI's taxonomy places the organism in Eukaryota, Metazoa, Mollusca, Polyplacophora, Chitonida, Chitonidae. The transcript has 9 exons. Bases 393 to 2636 code for a protein of 747 amino acids. The record is from RefSeq and is a predicted model, not a curated record.
UCUUGCCGAGAGAGGCGGAAAAGACAGAUUUUUCGGUUGUUGCCAUACAUUUUGGAAGGAUUCACCUCUUUUCUCUGACACUGACACGGCUGGGGAGAGAUGUUGAUAGUAGGUUACGCGCCCAGAUGAUAAAGCGAUCUCUGCCGGUGCGAAAGAGUCAUUUUUGUAUACGAAAUGUAAAUGACAAGACUAAGAACAACAACAACGUACGCGGGGAUCCUACUGAAAGUGAAAACGAUGGCCUGGAUGCCAGCCCCAUCUCCAUGGUUAUAGAGGAGCAGACAGGGCUGGCAAAGACCUUAACCUUCCAGAACUUUGGCUAAUGGCAGUGUAGCGUUGUUGCAGGUAUAUAUCUGCACUGCAUAUGUAGGUAGCUAUCUGUAAGCUGUAUCAUGGAUGCAGAGGUUCAUGGGCGCCUGGGCAGGGCCCUGCUCAGCAUCACUGAUAACCUGCCCAUGUCACACGAGCUGUCAUUACAAGGCUCCGCCCUCAUUGUCACUGGGGUGGCCAUGGUUAUUGUCAUCAUCGCUGUCGUGGCUAUGUGCGUCUGUAACCAGAACAGUAGUCCACAGCUAACAACCAUCAGCCCCAGGAAACCAACUAUAGACGGCCUAGCUAACCAUGCGGCUCCCGCUCAGCCUGUUGGUAACCACAUUUCUGUCAGUAUCCCUGGGGAUUGGCCCACAGAGACUGGGGUGCGCACUUCUCUCACCUCUCCAUCCCCUGAGGCCCAGGGAGAGGUGAACAAGAGAGAGAAUGGUCCAAAUGGAGCAAGAUGUUCUUCCACAUUGAGUCGUCAGCUACCAGACCCUCCUGUAUCCAAGGAAAUGGGCGCUGGGGCAUCUGCUGGUGACGUGCAGGGCACGGGGUCCAACGACCAGCGGAAUAGUAACACCAGCCACAGUAGCCAUGGUGACGCUCCUGUUGAUGACUACGAUCGACUGCAUCAGCCGAAGGCGGUAUUUGUUGACGACCCUGGCUAUGACCAUGUGGAAAGUCAGCGGGUUCUGGCGAGUCAGCGUGCCACUAGCUUACGCAACAGGGAGAACAUUUACGCCACUCCCACCGGCGAGUCCUCCGACAGUGGCAGUGGGACAGUUGUCGCAGCAACUGUCACCUCGUUGCCGGUCAGGGAAAAUAUUUAUGCUGUUCCAAAUGGCGAACCUUCAGACAGUGGGAGCGGUAUGAUCGUUGGCAUUCGUGAGAACGAUUACACGAUGCCAUCUGGUGAGGAGGAUGUGAACUACUCCACGAUCCCCAGCAAAGCAUCCCGAGCCCCCAGCGAAGUGUACGCCUCCGUUGACUCGGAGUACGAUCCUUAUGCCAGAAUAGACUCUGGCAACAAAGUAGUCCCGCGGCUUGUUGUCGCUGCUAACGAAAGCCGCCUGGAGGGGGAUUUUUCAGCAGCGGCCUCGGCCAACGCAUCUCCACCAGCGGUCGCUCCGUCCUCCACAGAAAAUGCCGAGCGAAGCUCCACCGUGUUCGAGGACGGUCAGAUGUAUGCAGUAGUGAGCCGCCCCCGCACCUCCCCUCAGCCGGUGAGCACGCCCACAGCCCCUGCUCUGCCUGACCGUGGCUACGAACCUGAGGAAGUGGGCAGUCUGCCGGGUUCAGGUAGUAACCAUCAGAUCUCUGCCCAGAUGUCCGACCCCCAAUCCCCGGGCGACAGUAACGUACAGGAAACAACAGUCAACAAGAAGCGACGUCAGCCAUCAUACACGGAAGUGACAGCGCGGGAAAGUUUAGCCAGCAUGCAACAACGACAACAGAACCAGGUGUCGUUAGCAUCAGGCGGAGGGGCUGCUGCUGCCGCUCCAGGCUUUGAGACAUUCAAAGAUCUCCCGGAGAAUUAUUAUGCAAGGGUUGACGGAAGUUCUGGGGAUGGUGCUUUCUCAGCGCAGGGAGCAGUAGCUUUGGAUGUAGAGGGUGGCACCAACAGGAACAGCGAGAUGUAUUCAGAGAUCAACACCUCAGGAGGGAGUUACCAGAUGAUUCCUGCCCCGCCCCCUGUGGACAGCCUUCCCCAGUUGCGUCUGCGAGACAACCAGGGUGAAGCCAAGCGAAGGAUUGAGGAGUCAGUGGGGCCAGACCAUAACGAGGAAGGGUAUGCCCUUGUGUUGCAAUCUACAAAACGGGCUCGUGGCAAAGACGAAAAACAGCUGUUAUCUUUGACAGCAUCGUGGUCUGUGGGAGAGAACCUUGGCGUGGGUGAGGCGCGACGGCUGACCACGUCGCAGAGCCGUGUGAUGGAGCACCGCCGCUCGGCACCUCUCGCAACUGUAGAGAGUGAUCAUGAUCUCUCCAUCGAUCCUGGCUACCAAAUGGUCAAGGACGUGCCCGAGAUUGAAAACGAGUCGGACUUUGAUCCUAACUACGAAACUGUGGAGGAAACAAAGAAAAAAGCUCUAAACACUGAAGCCAAAACUGUUCCUCCCCAGGAACUGGGUAAUGGUGCGGCCGUGGGGCAGGUGCGCCCAAUACGGCUUCAUGAUUAUGAAGAGGUGACUGAUGUCAGAAAUAGGAACAGCCAGGAGAGCGCUUACGACGUGAAGAAGCGUGUGUUACAAAACCAUUGUUACGAGGACAUUACUGAUGUGAAGGAAGAACAAAAGAGGCAGAAGAAGAGGGAGCUGUGAAACUAUGAUUGACCGAGACAGAAAAAGGCAGAGCUGUGAAACACUGUGAUUGGCUGUUAACGAAACAGGCCGAGCUAUGAAAGGUUAUGAUUGACUGGGGAUGUCUGCCUGAUGCUGCACAUACAGGGUUCCCAAUAUGUAACACAUAGGUGAAUUGUCACCUGAUAAAUCUUCUUCAGUUAAAAGUGCGACAUUUACUUUAGUACAUAUACGUUGUUAUAUUCAGCCAAGUUACACAGUGAGAAAGUUGGAAUCAUAAAACGAAGAACAGAACUCAGUCAUUGAUGAGACCACUUUGCAUUUCCUUUUUGGGCGAGUAAAAAAUAUGCCGAUGCUCAGACUACGCAGUACACACCCUGUAUAAGUACGUGUAGAUACUGUAAACGGAGUUCUGUGCCAGACUGUCGUUUACUGGAUAUGAUACAGAAAGCAAAUGUGGUCUAGCAUAGUGUUAGUGUUAUGGUGUUAGUGUGUAUUUAUACGUGUUUGCUCUGUGGCAGCCGCAGUAGACUGUGCCAUACUUACCUGUACUUACCUGUGUGUUCACAGCAGCUAAUGAACAUUGCCUCCUGUCAACCUGUAGAUUUGUGUGAGACACGGUUGUUACAUGAUUCUGUUUAAUGCGAGGUUGUCAGUACAAGUAAACCGCCUGGGGAGUUUUUAUCAUGUAUGUAUAUAUUGCUAUUGAACAUGAACAUUUUUAACAUGCCAUUGAAUCGGUAAACUUCAGUCGUUAUACAGAGUAGACAUUUUAUGACAAGUCCUGUGGUUUGAUGUUUUCAUCUGAAGCAACAUAUUGCUCCCCUUGUCUCUGAAGCUAGUUUCAUUUACAUAUACAUUGAUGGGUCGUAUUAGAAAACAAGAAUUGUGACCACCCAGAUUUACAAAAUGCCUGCAUAAGGAAACUCAUGGGCACACUGGUUUCAUGUACGUGAUUUGACUCAAUCCUAUUCUAUGAGAAGAAAAUGUGUUUUGAUAAUGUGAUAGAGGAUACAACAUUCCAUUGACAAUCCUGCUUGUCACAAAGAACACCUGUAGGAGCGUGACAGUGAAGCAUGUUUGUUACAAUGAAGUUUACCUGCCUGCAUAUGGGGAAAUGCCCUUUAUCAUUCUUACAGGGUAUGGUUUCAUACACUGUACAUUAUACUGUAUUUCACUAUACAAAUCAUCCCACAGAGUGCAUUUUGUAGAAACAAAGUAAGUUCCUGAAACAUAAUUACUUUUCAUCCUGCCUUCGAGCAAACCUCAAAACACCCAUUAGUAGAGCUCUUGAAAACAGUUAAGAUGAGUAACUUAGUCAUGAACAGAAAUACAGCAGCAGGUAUGCCAGAAGCUUUGAUAUCAACAUUAACAUACAUGUGUAGACCGUUCAAAUGAAAAGUACAGCUGACAAUAAUGUUUAUACAUGUAGAUAUUAAACUCUAACAUGUUUCCUCUUAUAUUCAAAUAACAAAGAGGCAUAAAUGGUUUUGGUUGACAUUUGGAGUUUUAAUGAAAUCCUGUCCAGAUUUCUUGGACGUGAACACAGUAGGACGGAUGGGCCUUGUCAUAAAGUGUAUAUCUGUAUACGCACAUAAAGUUUACUAGUUACUGUUAAUCAUUGCCCUUGCUGAAUGCUCACUGGCCGUGGACCCAAGCUAUAAACCAGUCUCUAAGUGCUCAAUCUGUUGUAUAUGUACUGAUGUUUAGUAUCUGUCUGUUCAGUGCUUCACGUACAUGUGUUGAAGUUUCUGUAAAUGAAUCUGUGAUUAUAUUUAGAGAGGAGCUGAACCAAUGCAUAUUGACUGACAAGGGAGAUAACCUUGGAAGACCCGUGGUUAAAUCUGUUUCACAGAACACACUUCUGAGUAUACUUAUUUAUCACACAGUGUCAGUAAUUCAGCAGUGGCUCACUUUUGCUGUUUGGCUGAAAAGGGAGACAACUGUGGAAAACCACAGUCAGAUCUGUUGCACUGAGCACACUUCUGUGCAUACUGAUUUAUCACACAGUGUCAGUAAUUCAGCAGUAGCUACAUGUAGCUUCGUGGACAUGUGUAGCGGUCAGUUAGCGUGUAUUCUGAAUUUGCUUUGAAAUCAGAUUUACUGUAUGUUACAUAUAGCCUCCGUUCUUGUUUUGUUUCAUUUUUUUUGGUUGGUCAACUUCAAAGUAAAUGUAGCACACAUGUAUCAUGUGUAUGACAUGUAUCUAUAAUGUUGUACAGACUGUUUAGAUAUGUAAGAGUAGAUAUUGUUGUUUGAUAUAUUCCAAGCUAAUUCACAUACACUGGAUACUCCCAUGUAUGGCCUGCUUUCACAAAGAGGGGUAGAAUAUUUUUGUAUUGGAGCAGAUUCUUAAACGCAGCAAUUUGUAUACAAAUUUUUUAAUAGACGUGGAUUCACUGCAGGACUGUUUAUGUAGGAUGUGCCACCAAUCAGCAUUCUGACAAUUAAGGAUUUUAGCUAUAAUAAUGAAUAAGAGAAAGACUAGUUCACCAUCUACCUGUGUUUACAUUUCCUACACCUAUAAACAUGAUGCUUUAUUUUGUAGAAGUGAAAAAUUUUCAGAGAAUGUACACCAGUCAGAUGUUGUUAGCCGAUAAUCCUGUACGUAGUUACCCAAAUAAUGUCAGCACAUCUGUUAUUGCAUUGUUUAACAUUUGAAAGGAAAAAGGCUUGAUCUUUCCAAAUGUUUUUGCAUUGCCACAGUGCACAAUUAAUUUUUGCCAACAGCCCCUGUAUUUUAAUACCACAGUCUAUAAUUAAUUUUUGCCAACUGCCCCUGUAUCUUAAUACCACAGUCUAUAAUAGUUUUUGCCAACUGCCCCUGUAUUUUAAUACCACAGUCUAUAAUUAGUUUUUGCCAACUGCCCCUGUAUUUUAAUACCACAGUCUAUAAUUAGUUUUUGCCAACUGCCCCUGUAUUUUAAUACUGCAGUCUAUAAUUAAUUUUUGCCAACUGCCCCUGUAUUUUAAUACUGCAGUCUAUAAUUAAUUUUUGCCAACUGCCCCUGUAUUUUAAUACCACAGUCUAUAAUUAAUUUUGACCUCCCCAUACUCUCUUUAUCUAAAUCUGCUAGCCCCGAAUGCUCCGCAUCUGAUAAUGAUAGUCCUCCAAUAGUUCACUG